Molecule: messenger RNA, 747 nt
Organism: Aspergillus homomorphus CBS 101889
Lineage: Eukaryota; Fungi; Ascomycota; Eurotiomycetes; Eurotiales; Aspergillaceae
Exons: 2
Coding region: 96-704 (202 amino acids)
Source: RefSeq, a predicted model, not a curated record
CACGCAGUAAGCUCUCCCUCGCGACCAGCAUAGUCGAGCCCAGUCCAGUUCAACCCUUCAAACCGAGCAAAAACCGAAACCCCUAAGCAACCAAAAUGUCCAUCCGCACCCUCUCAGAAACAGACUUCGACGCGCCGGACCUAAAACGCGCGCGCCCGGGGACCGCACAUCCCUCGCAGACGCUCUGCCACGACUGGAUGAUCGUCUCCGGAAACUGCCACUACGCGCGGGAUCGCGCGGCGUUCACGAGCUACCGGCCCGUGAACGUGUGUCUGAAGCACAACGUCUUCAAUCCGACGGACGAGCUGCAGGUUGCAGGUGUGGGUACGGUGGCGUUGCGGGUGUUGCGGACGGUGGAUGCUGCUGCCGCUGCAUCUUCAGGAAUGAUAACAAUGGGGGAGGGGACAGAUGGGGCAGUGGAACACACGCUUGUUCUCGAAAAUGUGCUGCAUAUCCCUGAGGCGGUCUGCAAUGGGUUCAAUCCCCUGCUGUAUGGGAGCAGUAUGUCGUGUGGAGCGGAGGCGUGGACGGGGGCGGACCGUGGCGGGGUGCCGCUGUGGGUUGCGCUGCCGUUUGCGGGCGGGUCGAGGUUGGUUUUGGCUGGGCAUAAAGAGAAGCAGGGGGUGUCGGAGUUGAUUGCCGGGCGGUAUUAUACGUUGAGUCUGUAUGUUAGUGCCGAGGAGAAGGCGGAGUUGGGGGUUUGAUUCAUUUUCUUUUGGUCCGGGGGGAGAAGGAUGGGUAUGGAAA